CCUCUCCGUAUAAAAUCCCUAACCUCUCUCUUCCACUGAGCUAUAUCAGCUUUGACAGCAACACUCCAGUUAAACAUGAUUCGCACUUCCCUACAAAGAAUUUACUCCACAACUGCACGUAGAGCCUUUUCUCGAUCCGCUGCCGUGUCAGCAGAGUCAAAACAGACCCCAGAACUCGCCAAAAAGCAUGCCGAUAAGAUUCGAAAGGAAGAACAGAGCAAGGAGCAACGUCCCUCUCCCAUCCCCAAGGAAGCCCAGAAGAAGUUUGACGAAAUGAACAAGAGGGCUGAACAAAAGAAGAAAUAGAUGUACAUCUUGGAUCCAAGCUCAUUUUCAUUGAAGCAUUGUAUAUAAACUAUUUGAACGAAGACUUACGUGAAGGCUUGUGUUGAAUGGGGGGUUACUACAAAGUCAGUGAUGGGAUAUAUAUGCGAAAUGGAUUCGGGUCUAAAGGCGACCUUAACGUCAUCGACAGCGAGUGCUGCAUAUCUAAACAUGUUAGGUAGAGCCUCUUGCAGAGUUCCAACCCCAUUUAUUGAUGACACCGAUGACGGUUCAAAGAUAGUGACCAAUAUAGAAUGGAAGGAUACUUCAAGGACGAAACCCCUAUGGCGUUAAGUGCCCGCCGCAUGGCACACACUCAUCAUUGUUGGGCAUGUUCAGACUGAAAG
Umbelopsis ramanniana AG is the source of this 671-nucleotide messenger RNA. RefSeq lists its product as uncharacterized. The transcript is spliced from 2 exons. Bases 76 to 306 code for a protein of 76 amino acids. Lineage: Eukaryota; Fungi; Mucoromycota; Umbelopsidomycetes; Umbelopsidales; Umbelopsidaceae. The record is from RefSeq and is a predicted model, not a curated record.